Molecule: messenger RNA, 997 nt
Organism: Cimex lectularius (bed bug)
Lineage: Eukaryota; Metazoa; Arthropoda; Insecta; Hemiptera; Cimicidae
Exons: 4
Coding region: 123-947 (274 amino acids)
Molecular function (GO): N-acetyltransferase activity
Source: RefSeq, a predicted model, not a curated record
UAUUUGUUCAAUUGUUAAUAGUAGUCAAGGAGACCAAAAUAUUUCAGCAAGCCACAGUACACAUCCAGACACGGACAAGCAAGCACACAUCACACAAGAGCAAGAAUACAUUACAACUAGCAAUGCUUCGAGGAAAAUUACUCAGUAAACUACCUUUAACAUACACACAGAAGAGAUUUAAAGAAGUGACACCAUGUUGGCUUCCAAUAUGUGGAGUUGAAAUUAAAAAAAUUCCCCGUACCAACACAGAGAAAUGUAGAGUAGCUUCUUUUCUGGCAAAGCACUAUUUCCCAGAUGAACCCGUAUUAGUGGCUGCAGGCCUCAAUUCAGAGAAGCCUAACCCUGGAAUUUUGCAGUAUCUAUUAACGGGAAUGAACGAUGAUAUGGCUCUAUAUGCAAUGGUUCAGGAAAGUCGGGAAAUAUUAGGGGUUGCCAUUGCGCGAAGUACGACCCCCACGACUGUUUACGAAUUAAGGUCUUAUGCAGAUAAAUUGGGAAUGAACACUGCAAGACGUUAUAUGCAUUUCUUAUCCCAAGUUGAGGAACGAGCUAACAUUUACAAAUCAUUUCAGACUGAAAAGUCUUGGUCAAUUGAUUUGCUUGCUGUAAAUAAAUUGUUCAGGCGUCGUGGAAUAGCGAAAAUGUUACUAGAUGGAAUGAAAGACAUGGCAACGAGAAAUAAAAGUUUUGAGGUUAUGCAUUUUACAGCGUCUAAUUUGUAUGGGUCACAAGCAGCUUAUAAGUGCGGGGGAUUGAAAUCUCAUUUCAAAAGGCCUCUAUCAUCAUACAAAGAUGCUCUUGGUGUUCCUUGGAUUACAAGAGAAUUGUGCGUCCCCCAUACGAGUAUUGAAGUGUUUACUAGAAAUUUGAAAGCUGCUUUGCCGCCAGAGAAAAAGCCAGAGCCUACAUGUUAUAGAUAUGGUCUUGAGAAAUAUGAUGAAGUUUAAUGUAUGACAACACAAUUAUAAUAAAUAAACACUGUAAUACAAUGUGUAAA